This is a messenger RNA of Protopolystoma xenopodis, 204 nucleotides long. NCBI's taxonomy places the organism in Eukaryota, Metazoa, Platyhelminthes, Monogenea, Polystomatidea, Polystomatidae. The record is from the annotation of a GenBank genome assembly.
AUGAUUUUUCUCAUUUUACCCUUAUUUAGGCCAACUGGAUGGGACAGCUGGAAGAAAAUCGGCAUUCUUGAAGAGAAUCUUGUCCAAAUCCGACCAACCGAUUCAUUUCCAGAAGUAAUUCCUCGUCCUCCACCAACUCGAAAGCAGGUUCCAAGGGAGCCCGACAUAAUCGCUCAGGACGAUCAGGUUAAUCAUGGCUCCUAG